AUGGCGGAUCAGCUCACCGACGAUCAGAUCUCCGAGUUCAAGGAGGCCUUCAGCUUGUUCGACAAGGAUGGCGAUGGUUGUAUCACCACCAAGGAGCUGGGGACCGUGAUGAGGUCCCUGGGCCAGAACCCUACAGAGGCAGAGCUCCAGGACAUGAUCAACGAGGUGGACGCUGAUGGGAACGGGACCAUCGACUUCCCGGAGUUCCUGAACCUGAUGGCGAGGAAGAUGAAGGACACCGACUCCGAGGAGGAGCUGAAGGAGGCCUUCAGAGUCUUCGACAAGGACCAGAACGGCUUCAUCUCAGCUGCUGAGCUCCGCCACGUGAUGACCAACCUGGGCGAGAAGCUGACCGACGAGGAGGUCGACGAGAUGAUCAGGGAGGCUGAUGUCGACGGCGAUGGCCAGAUCAAUUACGAGGAGUUCGUCAAGGUCAUGAUGGCCAAGUAA
Messenger RNA from Linum trigynum, 450 nucleotides. NCBI's taxonomy places the organism in Eukaryota, Viridiplantae, Streptophyta, Magnoliopsida, Malpighiales, Linaceae. The record is from the annotation of a GenBank genome assembly.